Molecule: messenger RNA, 1731 nt
Organism: Terrapene triunguis (Three-toed box turtle)
Lineage: Eukaryota; Metazoa; Chordata; Testudines; Emydidae
Gene: ABRA
Product: actin binding Rho activating protein
Exons: 2
Coding region: 1-1197 (398 amino acids)
Biological process (GO): positive regulation of Rho protein signal transduction; positive regulation of transcription by RNA polymerase II
Cellular component (GO): sarcomere
Molecular function (GO): actin binding
Source: RefSeq, a predicted model, not a curated record
AUGCCUCCAGAAGAAGGCCAAAAAGCUACACCUGCAAAAAGGGCCAUCAAAAAGAUCCGAACCGCCAGCCUAGUAAUCAGCUUGGCACGAGGCUGGCAACAGUGGGCAAGCGACCACAACACAAAGCAAGCCCAAGAGCCCUCAGGAUGGAUGCCCAAUGCAGAAGAACCACCAGCUGAGCCACCGAAAGAAAGGCUAUUAUCAAGAUGGCCAGUUUCCACUAAGAGCGACCAAGAAAAGGGCGAGGAAAAAUCCUCAGGGAAGGAGGUAGUGGCUAACGGGGAUGUAGAAAAAGAUUCAAGUGAAUCUGAUGAAGCUCUCAGAAAGUUUAACAUUAAAAGCAAAGAAGUGACCAAAACCGUUGUAAGUAAAGUCUAUGAAAGAGGAAAUGACAUUAGCCUCCUCAGUGAUAGAUAUGAGAAGGAUAAUGGGAGCCCAGAGAUCUGCAGGUGCAAGGAGGAGUCAAGUAAUUUUGACAAAAUCCUUGGUGACAAAAUGUCUCCUACAAGGCGGAGGAAGUGCUCAAAUCUGGUGACAGAGCUAACCAAGGGUUGGAAACAGAUGGAACAAGAGGAUAAAGUCCCAGAGUUGGAGCUACAUAAAUGUCGCAGUGACAGCAUGGAUACGGAGGACAGUGGUUAUGGGGGCGAGGCAGAAGACAGACUCCAGCAAGUAGACGCUGACCACAUUACGAGGAUUAAACGACCCAUGCCAUCACUUGCAAGCAGGUUUACAGAAGAACUAAGCAGCAAGGCCCACAGGAAAUACAGUCCUGUUAAUGCUCUGAAGGGCAGAUGGCAAGAAUGGGCAGACCAGCAUGUGAUAACGCAGAAGCUGAAUCCUUUCAGUGAGGAAUUUGACUACCAACUGGCCCAGUCGACACGCCUGCACAAAGGAGAUAAGGGCUAUGGUCGUCCUAAAGAGGGAACAAAAACUGCUGAAAGGGCCAAGAGAGCGGAGACUCACAUUCACCGGGAGAUAAGAGAUAUGUGCUUUAUCAUUGCAACAAUGGCUCGGCUGAGGCGCGAUGGCAAGAUCCAAGUCACCUUUGGGGAACUCUUUGACAGAUAUGUCCGUAUUUCAGACAAGGUUGUUGGGAUUCUCAUGAGAGCUAGGAAACAUGGGCUGGUGGACUUUGAGGGAGAAAUGCUAUGGCAAGGCAGGGAUGAUCAUGUCAUAAUCACUUUAUUGAAAUAAAUGUACAACAACCCAUUAUGGCAAACUUAAAAUACAUCAAAUUUUUCCAUUGCUGCCAGUGACCGCACCAUUAAAUAGUCAACGUUUUGAAUAUAGGAAUUUACCACGCAGUCGGAAAGAUACUUAACAUUAGUUCGAGGGAGUCAGAUGUUUUAUAAUUACUCCUGUGAUACCAAGCAUCCUUUUGCUAUUCCCUUUGUAUUGUGCCCUCUACCAACAGAGUUUGCAGCAUUAUAAAGUUAUUUACCACUCAGACAAGGAUGGAUGUGGAAGAACUGAAGUGAAUAUAUGUAUUGCAUGCACCAAAAUAAAUGUAAAAGCAUAAUGGCAGCAGAGACAGCUCCACCUCAAUCCCAACCCUGAGUUGCUUUCACGUACACGACUUCCCCCACCCUAAAUUAACUUAGAUGCAAUUUUUGGAGUUAUAAAAUGGGUUGGAUCAGGAACCAACUGAGAAUAUGAACUUGAAUGCGCAAUCUAUUAAAUUGACCCUUCAGUCCUGUCCUACUUUCAUAAUUGAGUCACUAACAAUCU